Patiria miniata (bat star) is the source of this 2643-nucleotide messenger RNA. It is a transcript of the gene smpd4, whose product is annotated as sphingomyelin phosphodiesterase 4-like. NCBI's taxonomy places the organism in Eukaryota, Metazoa, Echinodermata, Asteroidea, Valvatida, Asterinidae. The record is from RefSeq and is a predicted model, not a curated record. Gene Ontology annotation, molecular function: sphingomyelin phosphodiesterase D activity. The coding region runs from base 44 to 2602 and encodes 852 amino acids. The transcript has 17 exons. Gene Ontology annotation, biological process: sphingomyelin catabolic process; glycerophospholipid catabolic process; ceramide biosynthetic process.
CUCUUGAGCAGGGUAAUGACGAAAGAGGGCGCUAUUUUUCAAGAUGGCGGCGUCCUUGUUCGGAGCAAAUUUGACUUUCUCCUCAACUUCUUCGAUUUCCUCAUUGCCUAGAUCGACCGAUAUCUUAGAUGCCUGUAACAAGCCAAUGAGACAAAGAUGUGAGGAGAUAGCAAGCUUUAUACACAGGUCAUCAAGCAAGGAACUUCACAGCGUCUACCCCCAGCUGCUGGAUAAUAUCUUUGGUUACAACCAGAACCCCGGCUGGGGUCUGCACGUUGUGACCCAGCAGACAUCGAGGGAUGACUACAGGGUGCUGCAGGAGUUCAUGUCCCCACGGGGACCUCUCAUGCUGAUGGUCUACAAGCUGCAGGCUGACGGGGUCUUACGCUAUGAGUUUCCAGUCUCCAGUUUGCCGGCUCCAACCAGGGACGCCAUUCUAGAAGGAGCCAUGCCAGGUUUAUAUGCUCAUAAGCUGAGUUACCAGACCCAAGGAAGACUACCCUCAACCAUCUCACUGAAUGCAUUUGAGUAUUUUAUGUACAGCUUUGCUUACCUGAUUGUGUUUCGGCAUAAGCAACAGAGCUUACAGCAGUGGACGGACGCAGAUGACUGGCUGUACCCGAGUCUUCUCAACGACUAUCUACACCACUUCCUACCCAUCGAUGGAAGCAGUGUACCCCCUGCACCCUUCACCUCCGGCACCCAGACCCCCACCCCAGGCCAGGGCCACUCCCCUCCCUACAGGUUGCCUCAGUACGGAGUUCUCUAUCACUAUUUAUACUCGGGUGGUUCUCAGCACAACCAGCUUUUUCGCAACGAUGUUGCCAGCGGCAUGGCACACCACCAGCACCCGCACCAGCACCACCAACCCCUGUUCAACCUCGCCCAGUCUGCACCGAUGGACUACAGCAACCAGGAGACGUGGCGCAGCGAGACCUUCCUGCAGGCGCUGGGGGAAUUCUGGCUGAGCCAGAACGCACUGCAGCCCAAGGAGCAGGGAUUCAGGCAGCAUGUCAGAGAGAACUACAUUCCCAGCUCAGACCACGUCCGGGUGGUUCGAAUCCUGGUCAAGCACCUGCAUUUCUUUGUAAACUCUGCCCGACCUCCCCUGGCCAUCACCGCCUAUCAGCAGCCUGAGCAGGGCCAGCUGGAAGACUUCAAGAGGUAUGUGAUUCCUCAGUUCAUCCAGAAGAAACUCUACGUCUUCUUACGACACGGCUUUGACAAUUGGCCACUGGACUCCACAUUCAGACAGAUACUGGAGGUGUGGCUAAGUUACAUCCAGCCCUGGCGUUACACUGAGCAGACAAGGGAAGAUGAGAGAUCACCUGUAAACAUGAGAGACACAGCAAGGGAUAGACCCUUACAAGAAGAAAGAUGGUUGAAGUUUGUAUCCAGCAAUCUGCUGUUCUACACGGUGCUAUUUCAGGAGUUUCUACCCAGGGCCUUCCGUCAGGAUCUGACUGGACCCAAGAACGCUAUCGUCCUGUUCCGUGUGGCCAAGGUGUUUGCCCAGAGCAACCUGGCUCAGGUCCUGGAAGAAGCUGAGCGACGUCUUGUUGAGGAUUACCACUCCCCAGUCCGGGGUCGUUCAGGGUCGUUCGGCAGCAGUUUCAUUUCUCAUCAGCGUGUCCCAUCAUCCCUGGACCUCGGCUCCCAGAUAGCUGAGCUGGAGGCACCGGGCUUCGCAUAUUGGCCCUUGUUUGGUGAUGAAGUCAAAUCAGGGAUAGAGAGGUUACUACAAACGGUCCACCAGGCCCACAUCACAGUCUCUAACAUGAACUACUCGCCCAUUGCCAAUCCUGACGAAGGCUUCUUCUCAUGGUUGGGAUUCAGUGACCUGACCUCUGAGGGUCAGGGGUCAUAUGGUCAUUAUCAUCAUCACCAGCUGCAGGACGACAUUGGGCCGGGGGACAUCCGCAAGCUGAGUCGAUACUUGGAGUGUACGGCGGAUUACCUGUGCAAGAUUUUUCAGGUCAGUGCGCCCUCAAUAACCAAUGGUUCUAUGGAUGGUGGUUCCAGUGGGGGUGUAGGCAGUCAACAGAAUGGCCAACCACCCCAUUGCAUCGAGGGCAAGUUGAGCCCACUGGGUCGCUACCAGCUCAUGAACGGACUUCGGAGAUUUGAAAUCACCUACCAGGGUGACCCCGACCUGCAGCCAAUCAGAAGCUACGAAAACGCCUUCCUCGUCCGCAGGUUGUACAAGUUGUCAACGAGCAUCAACGAUACGUUUGGCAACAAAAUCCAGGAGUUGUACCAUCGACCAGAUUUCACGGGAGCCGUCGCCAAGCAGUUCUUCACUCCACCCACAGUCACCCCGACCCACAGACAGACCCCCAAGCGGACAUUGUCAUACAGCCCCACCCCCGCGCGUAGUUCAAGUGGCACACAACAAUAUCGGCCGAGGGUCAGUCUGCGAUUUCUUGCCAGUCACUACACGCUGGCCAAGCUGGUCGUCUUCUUCCUGUGCCUAUGGUUAAUGGGCUUCGGUCCCGUGGGGGCAGUGUUUAUGCUUGUCAUCGCGGUGGCGCUCUACGGAGUUAUAGGCGGGACGAUGUACACCUUCGGACAUGAUAAGGAAACUCACGAACAUCUCGACUGAUGAAAAGCCUUGGUGGACAUUUAGUGUUCUCGGCAUGCAGU